AUGUUUGAGAUGGACAGCUCCUAUAAAAUUAACAAGGCAAAACUUUUGAGAGAUGUAAGAAUUCUCAGAACUGCAUUGGAUGGUAAAAUUCACGAUGUUACGGCUAAUGACGCUGAACAACUAAGAAUUCUGCUAAAAAAAUGCAAAAGAGAUAUGAAUGGUGAAGUAAAUGCCCCAUUUUCAAGCGAUGAGGAGAUGGAAAGCAAUUUUGACAAUUUAUACACCAAUAACAACGCCCAACUAUCUUUAUUUUGUUUUACCAAAGCCGGUAUCUCAAAUAUCCAAUUAUCCACUCCGCAACAGUGA
Molecule: messenger RNA, 306 nt
Organism: Paramuricea clavata
Lineage: Eukaryota; Metazoa; Cnidaria; Anthozoa; Malacalcyonacea; Plexauridae
Source: the annotation of a GenBank genome assembly